Fusarium pseudograminearum CS3096 is the source of this 978-nucleotide messenger RNA. RefSeq lists its product as uncharacterized. The transcript is spliced from 3 exons. Gene Ontology annotation, biological process: protein phosphorylation; G1/S transition of mitotic cell cycle; signal transduction. NCBI's taxonomy places the organism in Eukaryota, Fungi, Ascomycota, Sordariomycetes, Hypocreales, Nectriaceae. Gene Ontology annotation, cellular component: cyclin-dependent protein kinase holoenzyme complex; cytoplasm; nucleus. The record is from RefSeq and is a predicted model, not a curated record. Gene Ontology annotation, molecular function: ATP binding; cyclin binding; cyclin-dependent protein serine/threonine kinase activity. The coding region runs from base 1 to 978 and encodes 325 amino acids.
AUGGAGAAUUACCAGAAGCUGGAAAAGAUUGGUGAAGGCACCUACGGUGUCGUCUACAAGGCUCGAGACCUCGCCAACGGUGGUCGAAUUGUCGCCCUGAAGAAGAUCCGCCUCGAAGCUGAAGAUGAAGGCGUCCCAAGUACUGCCAUUCGCGAAAUUUCUCUCCUCAAGGAAAUGCGAGAUCCCAACAUUGUCCGUCUGUUCAAUAUUGUUCACUCAGAUGGUCACAAGCUGUAUCUCGUUUUUGAAUUCCUCGAUCUCGAUCUCAAGAAGUACAUGGAAUCUCUCCCCAUAAGCGAUGGUGGUCGAGGCAAGGCCUUGCCCGAGGGUUCAUCGCCACACUUGCAACACCUUGGCCUCGGUGACACAGUUGUUCGCAAAUUCAUGUACCAGCUUUGCGACGGUGUCAAGUACUGCCACUCCCAUCGGGUCCUUCACCGUGAUCUCAAGCCACAGAACCUUUUGAUUGACAAGGAUGGCAACCUCAAACUCGCCGAUUUCGGUCUUGCCCGCGCUUUUGGCGUGCCUCUGCGUACGUACACUCACGAAGUCGUCACUCUUUGGUAUCGAGCCCCUGAAAUUCUACUGGGAGGCCGUCAAUACUCAACUGGCGUGGACAUGUGGUCCGUCGGCUGUAUCUUUGCCGAGAUGUGCACGCGCAAGCCUCUUUUCCCCGGUGACUCUGAAAUCGACGAGAUCUUCAAGAUCUUCCGCACUCUCGGUACACCCUCUGAAGACAACUGGCCAGGUGUCACGUCGUACCCUGACUUCAAGGCAUCCUUCCCCAAGUGGCAGCGUGACUACAGCAAGUCUCUAUGCAGCACCCUUGAUGACCAUGGCCUAGAAUUGCUCGAGAUGAUGUUGGUGUAUGACCCAGCAGGGCGUAUCUCGGCCAAGGGAGCCUUCAACCACCCCUACUUUGAGCCGCACCUGGCACAGAAGCAGGCAUCUGCUCAGACGAAUGGCUACUAUCACUAG